Molecule: messenger RNA, 1564 nt
Organism: Rhododendron vialii
Lineage: Eukaryota; Viridiplantae; Streptophyta; Magnoliopsida; Ericales; Ericaceae
Product: serine/threonine-protein kinase SRK2A
Exons: 10
Coding region: 333-1403 (356 amino acids)
Biological process (GO): intracellular signal transduction; protein phosphorylation
Molecular function (GO): ATP binding; protein serine/threonine kinase activity
Source: RefSeq, a predicted model, not a curated record
CUCCUUUCCUCAAUCUUCACUUAUCCUGUACAGAACUCAAGCGUGUGUGAUUUCAUUCUCUCUCUCUCUCUCUCUCUCUCUCUCUCUCUCAAUCACCCUUUUCUUUGUAUCCUCUCACAUUCGUAACUUUCCUUCGAAACAAAUCUCUCCAAAAUCACCUCAAUGCCCUCAUAACCCUCCUCAACUUUUUUUCCAAACUCCACAAACUCUGCCCCCUUUUCGGACAUCUCAACAAAACCCGUAGCUUUCAAACGCAUCCCUUAACGAUUCCACUGUCAAGACCGGUAUAGUAUUCGUUCCUGUUCCUCGUGGUACGGCUGAAGCUCCAAGGAAUGGAGAAGUACGAGCUUGUGAAGGAUAUAGGGUCUGGGAAUUUCGGAGUGGCGAGGCUUAUGAGGAAUAAGGAGACCAAAGAGCUUGUUGCCAUGAAGUACAUCGAAAGAGGCCUCAAGAUUGAUGAGAAUGUGGCAAGGGAGAUCAUAAACCACAGAUCGCUCCGUCAUCCUAAUAUAAUCCGAUUCAAAGAGUUGGUUUUGACUCCAACCCAUCUUGCUAUUGUCAUGGAGUAUGCGGCGGGUGGGGAGCUAUUCGAGCGAAUCUGCAGUGCCGGAAGAUUCAGCGAAGAUGAGGCUAGGUACUUCUUCCAGCAGCUUAUUUCCGGAGUCAGCUACUGUCACUCCAUGCAAAUAUGCCACAGAGAUUUGAAGCUCGAAAACACGCUGUUGGAUGGAAGCCCUGCACCACGGCUGAAAAUUUGUGAUUUUGGUUACUCCAAGUCAUCUCUACUGCAUUCGAGACCCAAAUCAACUGUUGGCACUCCUGCAUAUAUCGCUCCGGAGGUUCUUUCUAGGAGAGAAUAUGAUGGCAAGUUAGCGGAUGUAUGGUCAUGUGGGGUGACUCUAUAUGUAAUGCUGGUGGGAGCAUAUCCUUUUGAAGAUCAAGAAGACCCCAAGAACUUCAGAAAGACUAUCCAAAGAAUAAUGGCUGUCAAUUACAAGAUCCCCGACUAUGUCCAUAUUUCUCAAGAUUGUAGACAUCUCCUGUCUCGUAUAUUUGUCGCUAAUUCAGCCCGGAGGAUCACUAUUAAGGAAAUCAAAAGCCAUCCAUGGUUCCUGAAGAACUUGCCAAGGGAACUAACUGAACCAGCUCAAGCCAUCUAUUACAGGAAAGAAAAUCCUAGCUUUUCCCUCCAAACAGUGGAGGACAUCAUGAAAAUUGUUGAAGAGGCUAGAACUCCUCCUCCAGUCUCCCGCUCAAUUGGAGGUUUUGGCUGGGGAGGGGAAGAAGAUGAAGGAAAGGAGGAAGAAGAGGCAGAAGAAGCCGAGGAAGACGACGACGACGAAGAUGAAUACGAUAAGAGAGUUAAGGAGGUACAUGCAAGUGGAGAGUUUCAUCUCACUUGACAGGAUUGAAUUCUCUGCUUUCCAUGGUUGUGUAAAGUCAAUACACUUGCUUAGAAUAUGGGCUUUAAUAAUAUGCAUGUAAAUUUAUAAUGGUUUAAAGCCAAAGUUUGUGGAUCUUGACUGAGUGUGAAUGUCAUGUGUGCUGUGUUGAAUUUGGAUUA